CGUCUCCCCUCCACUGCUUCUCCCCCUCGACGGAGGACGGACAAUCACAGAAAACGAAACACAGGCAUCCAUGGAGGUGGUGGGAGGGGUAUCGCUGAGGCCGGCGCGGCUCCGGCACCUGACGCCCGGGGAGGCCGGCGCGGGGUCCUUCCUGCCGCGGAGGCUGCAGCUGGCACGGACCGCCGCGAGGCCAGCGAGGCGCGCGCUGGUGGUGGAGGCCCGCGGGGGCAGGGGCUGGUCGGACCGGCAGUCCCAGCAGCAGCGGCGCAUGCCGCAGCUCCCCAAGAUCGAGGACGACGGCAACCCCCGCUUCGUCAUCUUCAUCCGCACCGCCAAUGUGUACUUCUGGUACCCGCUCAACAUCGUCACCGGCGGCACCACCGCCAAGAUCAUGCUCGCCGCCAAGGACAACUUCCUCGGCAAGUACAUCUACAAGGACACGCUCGCCCGGAACCUCGCCACUGUCAUUUACAAAGACGAGGACGACAUAAUCGACUUGGCGAAGGAGCAGUUCCGCGUGCUCAAGGGCGAAACCGAGUUCCGGUACGGCUACAAGAUCGUGGAGAAGGGAAACCUGAGGUCUGCACUGGCGACAAGCAACGUGCUCGAGCUCCCAAAGAAAGAAGAGCUCAAAAGUGUCGUUGACAAGGUGAGGGACUUCUUUGGUGAGGUAACCUCCGGUGCCAAAGAAUCCUUUGCGCAGAUAACAGGAUCUGCCAGCGCAGCAGAGGCCGAAGCAGAAGCAAAAGCAGAAGACGAGAGGCCCCGCUCCAAGAGACGAGGAAGCAAGAGGAAAGGGAAGCAGCAGAAGCCCAAGCAAGGGUUCAAGCCCGAGAGCUGAUUGGAAGCGUGGAUCCAGUGGACCGCCGGGUGUAGUUUUCCCAGAGCUGCUCUGUAGCACACCUGAGGCUUUUUGAGUUUUGCAGCACACAAUGUGUAACCUCCCUGUGGGUAACAACAAACUUUGUUCAUUUCUCACAGAAUAUAUAUGAUGUUAGGCAGCCCCGCAAAAUAUUAGAAAUGAGCCAAUUGAUGUACUUACAGAACGGCGAAGAUCACAGCUGUAUAUUGAAUUUCAAUUCUUUGCAAGAGUUAACAGUUGUUGUA
This is a messenger RNA of Aegilops tauschii subsp. strangulata, 1107 nucleotides long. RefSeq names its product protein HHL1, chloroplastic. NCBI's taxonomy places the organism in Eukaryota, Viridiplantae, Streptophyta, Magnoliopsida, Poales, Poaceae. The record is from RefSeq and is a predicted model, not a curated record.